Messenger RNA from Acanthocheilonema viteae, 921 nucleotides. The record is from the annotation of a GenBank genome assembly. Lineage: Eukaryota; Metazoa; Nematoda; Chromadorea; Rhabditida; Onchocercidae.
AUGAUCGCUGGACGUUUACGUGGCAGUUUACGUAACGGCGCAUUGCAGCAGAGUGGUCACAAUGCAAUUUAUUUGAUGAACAGACAAAAAUAUCGAGAUAUUGGUAUUAAUAGAAACGAAAAUAGAAUUUUAUCACGCGAAUUAAAUCGUGUAAGCGUUGAUCGGAAAAAUAAAUUUGGUUGGAAUAAUGUGAAAAAGAUCUCAGACGAUUCUAAAAUGGAUGCGCAAACGGCACUGGUUGAAAAUGAAAAUACUUUCGAUUUUCAUUUACUUCUUAAUAUUGGUGGUUCACAUUUUCGCAUUCGUUACUCAACUAUACAGUAUCGAUGUCCAACAUCGUUAUUAGCUGAAUUUUGCCGUGAAACACAUGCAGCAAGAGUGGAAAGUUGUAACGGUUAUUUAUCUGAUACACGAGAGUAUUUUUUCGAACGUUCUGGAAAAUUAUUUGAACCAAUUUAUGAUUUUUUAACAACCGGACAUUUUCAUCGAACAAGUGAUAUUUGUUGCGAAAGACUCUUCAAAGAACUGGAUUUCUGGAAAAUUAAAAAGGAUUUUUUUGCGCCAUGCUGCAUGAUGAUGAUCAGUGAAUAUGAAAAUGAUGAAUUAGCGAACGGAGACAAAGAUUCUCUUGCUUAUGGUUCGUUUAUUAAAGGUGAUGAAUUUGAUGGAGUUUGCUGGGAUGAUCAAAGGCGUAAAUUGUGGCUUUUAAUGGAAAAUCCCGGUACAGGCACCGCGGCUAAGAUUUUUGCGCUUGUAAGCAUAAUUAUGGUUGUGGUAUCGGUGACUGGUAUGAUCCUCGGUUCAACACCAGAAUGGCAAACUUUCAAUUACAAUAUGAGUGCAACAAGUGCAAAACUUGAUUUUCGACUUCAUUCCACUUUGGAAUCUAUUGAAUUGGUGCGUCAUGAUUGUAAUAUUUAG